Molecule: messenger RNA, 1945 nt
Organism: Orbicella faveolata
Lineage: Eukaryota; Metazoa; Cnidaria; Anthozoa; Scleractinia; Merulinidae
Molecular function (GO): GTPase activity
Source: RefSeq, a predicted model, not a curated record
AUGGAGAGAGAGUAUUUAGAGAGUCUGCCUUUUCGGUCAGCGGUAUAGAAUAGUAACCCAUGAUGCACUUCAGCACACGCAGUGGUCAAAGACCGGUAGAUUAGAAAAUUGUGUAAGGUUUUUCCUAGGGUGACCUUUGCAAAUUUAUGUCUCAUUAAAUAUGCCGUCUGGUCGACAAAGAACAUCAGCAAAUGCACCUGAUGCCUCCACUGUGACCUUAAACGAAAAAAUCCUGAAAGAGUGUCACGAUUUGUAUACAGAGAAGGAUAGAGGUCUUGUUACCAUUGCUAGUGGGCUGGGAUUGAAUCUACUGGCUCCAAGAAAGAAGAUAACUGUCUUGCUGCUUGGAAAUCAUUCUGCUGGUAAAAGCUCUUUUAUAAACUGGUAUGUGGAAGAACAUGUUCAGAAGACCGGUGUUGCUAUAGAGACCCAGGGGUUCACUUUCGUCACGAGUGGGAGAAAAAGAGAAUCUCUAACUGGAAAUGCUACAUUACAUCUUUAUCCACAUUUCAAAUCUUUGCAAGAUCUUAAAGGUGUUGUGGAUUACUUGACGACUGAAAUCUCAACAUCAAAGCAAAAGAAGUUCAGCCUGGUGACAUUUGUUGACACACCUGGACUUGUUGAUGGAGACAUGAAGUAUGCAUUUGACGUGGAUGAAUCCAUCCUGUGGCUAGGCAAUCUGGCUGAUCUGAUCUUUGUGUUCUUUGAUCCAAUUGGACAAGCACUUUGCAAAAGGACGUUAAAUUUAGUUGAAAAGCUGAAUGAGAAGCAAGGUGAUCGUAUCAGGUUUUUCCUAAGUAAAGCAGACACAGCAGGACAGGAGAGUGACAGACAGAAGGUGUUGAUGCAAAUAACUCAAGAGCUUUGUAAAAGGCCUGGACUCAACAAAGCAGGAUUUGAAAUGCCGACUAUUUACAUCCCAACACUGUUGGACAAGCCAGCAAGAUGUGCAAACCAAAUUGAAGAAGUCUGUAAAGAAAUUGAGAAGACAAUCAACCAGACAAUACAGAACACACUAAACACACUUGAGAAGGACUGUGAGAAAAUUGCUGACCUGGUGGAUAAAAAACUGACAAUUGAUACGGAAGCAUGCUCACACAAUCUGAAGGCCAGAGUAAAGGGCAUGUUUUUUGGUUUCUUGGGCCUUCUUCUUCCUGUUGUUCUUUUGAUCAAUUUCUUGGCAAGCAGCAGUGCAAGAGGAACUUUGAAUGGACUUGCUGGAAAAGAAGUAGCUGAAAAACUUCAUAUGUAUACUGCUCCAGUUGAGAAAAUGUGGCUGUCAAUCCCAGUGGAGUAUCAUAACCACGCCCUUGUAGGGAUGCUGGUGUUUUCUUUUCUGUUGUUAAUUGUUGCUAAGCUUUUCUCAAGACUAAAACCAACCCUGUCACGGAAACAGAAGAAGACACUUCUUGAGCAGAGGUCAUAUGUGCAGGGAUAUGUUAAAGGUCACAAGGAGCGGCUUUACAGAGAAUAUCUACAGCAAAGUGUUGGAUCUCAUGACUUUGAUGCUGUCAAGUUCUAAUUUAUCAGGAUAGCUACAAAUCGCCAGAUGUUGAACCACAAUAACAUAUGAUCAUGAAUUAUACAUAAAUAAAGGUUUAUAUACGUACACGAUCUUUUGUAUUGUUUCGAGUAUCAUCAGCUCUAUGUCUCGUAAACUCAAACGAAUAAACAAACAAAGUCAAGUUUUCCACUCCCCACAUAGCAAUGCCCUGAGGUAAGGUAAGGUAAAGUCUGCAUGCGAGCCAAGUGGCCCAUCAGGCCGGAGCUUAUCCCGGUUUCUGUAGCAUGAAGCGAUUAGGAGAAUUUCUACUCCCCCCUGGAUGGGAUGCUAGUCCACCGCAGGGUUACCCGCAGUAUUAAGCUCGCCGGUGCCCAUUUAUACACCUAGGUGGAGAGAGGCACUGUGAGAGUAAAGUGUCUUGCCCAAGAACACAACACAAUG